AUGACUCCACUUCUCAAAAAGAAACAAAACUUCUUUUCAAUAAGUUUUUUUACAGAAAACAUUAAAGCAACUGUCGCUUCUAUGAUUAUAAUGUUCUCCACUAUUAGUAGGCUAUUCUUAGAAGAGAAUAAUGAUAGUAGGUGGGCAGUAAAGCCUAUUGUAGUAAAGGACCAAGAUUAUGUUAACCAGACUCAAUAUACUAGGCAGGUUAUGAUAUCCUUCACAGCUGUGCAAGCCAAGCUUAAAAUGGUAAGUGAUUCUGUAAAAGACAUUAAAAAUACUAUCUCUACCUCCAAUACUUCAUCUUCUACUGAGAUAGACAAAUGCCAUACUAAAUUCUUAAAUCAAUAUAACCUACUUCAAAUUACUGAACCUGUUUUACUCAAAAAAUUCAUUCAACAUUUACAUUUAAAUAACUUUUUCAAUUCAAUAAAAAUAUUUAUAAACUUCAAAAAAACAGAAUCAUACAUUUACUUAAAAACUAUAGACCAAAUAUUACCUAAUCAUACAGAAAUAGACCUUUCUUUUUACAAUACAUAUAGUUAUUUACUAUUAUUAAUAUCUUUUAAUUGGACAAUUCCUAACAAAAACUUUACUAAUCUCUUUACAUCCAAUCUACCAAUCUAUUCAAACAAUUCUACAACACCUUCUCCUACUCUAUCAAUAAUUAUACCUGAAUAUACUUCUAUACUAAUUAAAAUUGGAUCAAUAAACAUAAAUGGUCUCUCUUAA
This is a messenger RNA of Cetraspora pellucida, 732 nucleotides long. NCBI's taxonomy places the organism in Eukaryota, Fungi, Glomeromycota, Glomeromycetes, Diversisporales, Gigasporaceae. The record is from the annotation of a GenBank genome assembly.